Molecule: messenger RNA, 826 nt
Organism: Helianthus annuus (common sunflower)
Lineage: Eukaryota; Viridiplantae; Streptophyta; Magnoliopsida; Asterales; Asteraceae
Product: serine carboxypeptidase-like 16
Exons: 7
Coding region: 76-714 (212 amino acids)
Biological process (GO): secondary metabolic process; proteolysis
Molecular function (GO): acyltransferase activity, transferring groups other than amino-acyl groups; serine-type carboxypeptidase activity
Source: RefSeq, a predicted model, not a curated record
GUCUAAAAUAUACUUCACUUUUGUGACGGUGUAUCUUUAACAUCACUCCUUAUAUUACUGAAUCUUAUAUGUAAUAUGACAAUUUUGCAGUUAGCCGUGAACAGUUGCCAUGGUAAUUAUGUAGACAUUAAUUCCGCAAACUCAGCAUGUUUAAAUAGUCUGCAAAGCUAUGAAGAGUGCACAAGCCAUAUUAAUUUGGAAAACAUUUUGAAACCAUUUUGUGACGAAAAUGAUCCCGCACUAGAUUGUGAAGGUGAUUUUAACAAGGUCAUAAAUAAAUGGGCGAACACCGAAGUUGUACGACAAGCUCUCAACAUUCGUCAAGGAACAGUUGGAAAAUGGGAAUCGAUCAACAAUACCUUGCAUUACCAACAAGGAAAGAAUGACACAUUAUGUUAUUCUUAUGAUAUCUUUAGUAGUUUUUCCCACCAUAAGGAACUUUCUAGUAAAAAAUGUAGAGCUUUGAUUAUGAGUGGUGAUCAUGAUUUAACAUUUCCAUAUGUUGGGGUUGAGCAAUGGAUAACGUCUCUCAAUGUGCAAGUUGAAGUGCCAUGGAAACCGUUUUACAUUGAUGGUCAAGUUGGAGGAUAUAUAACAAAAUAUGCCCAAAACGAUUAUUCAUUGACAUUUGCUACGGUUAAGGGCGCAGGACAUACAAUUCCACAUGACAAGCCUAGGCAAACCAUGGUAUUAACUCAAGAGUGGUUUUCCUAACAAACGUAUUCAAGCGAUUCUUAGAUGAAAUAAGAUGAGUAGUUACUCAUCAUCACCAAAUAUGUAAUUGAAGAAAAAUGGUCAUAUAUAUAUAUAUGCAAACUUUGUGCUU